CCUCAAAGUUUAUUCUUCAAUCACCGGAAAAGUGUUGUUUUGAUGAUUUGAAGAGAGUUUUGAGGAGGAUUUGUGAAGAUGACUGGUCAGGAGGAAAACGUACAAUCCUCGAGGUACACCUCAGGUCCAAAGCAAUUAGGAGAUCCAGAUGAUAAAUCAUUGCGUAAGGUGGAGAUUGAGGUCCUGAUCCCCAAAAUAAUGCGAGAUCGUGCCAGGGCAGAAAAAUGCACUGAAGAAGUGGCUGCAUUUGAAUCCUGCUGCAAGGACAAGGGUCUCCUGAUGGUGAUAUCGUGCCGGAAGGAGAAUGACAAACUAAAGAAUUGCCUGACAAAAUGGUAUCAAGAUGAGGUCUUCAAGAGUGAAUGCCGGCAAAUUUAUCUGGACGAAAGGACAGAAUUCCGUCGCACUGGGAUCAUGAAGAAGCAUCGGAAUCUUCUGCAGCAGCAAUAGGGAGAGCAGAGGAAGUCAGGGAAGAGCAUGUAUAUUAGAAAAUUAAAUCACAUUGGGAUUGAAUGUAAA
Molecule: messenger RNA, 519 nt
Organism: Lutzomyia longipalpis
Lineage: Eukaryota; Metazoa; Arthropoda; Insecta; Diptera; Psychodidae
Product: COX assembly mitochondrial protein homolog
Exons: 2
Coding region: 79-450 (123 amino acids)
Cellular component (GO): mitochondrion
Source: RefSeq, a predicted model, not a curated record